UCACCCACGAUGGGGAGAAAGGUAUUAAUAGCAGUGUUGUGCUGCGUGGCGUUUAGUGAGAUCUCAGCAAAAGCCGUUAAAGCAGCUAACAGUGUUGGACUUAUAGAUAAUGUCAGUGCCGAAAGUGUGCCCCAACAGUAUCGCAAUGUGUACUCGUACGCCAGUGCUAACCCGUACGCGGCCUAUUCCUUCCACGUCCCGCAGUUCGUUGCGCCGAAUUUCAACCAAAUUGUUCCCUUGAAUCAAGAGAGAAUACUGGCGCAGAGCACAAACAAUUACUUGAGGGAUUCCUAUGGACAACGACUCGUGGAGGCGCCGCAAGCGUACGCGUACAAGGCUGCAUUGCCUCAACAAUUCGUGCCACUGCAGAAGCUGCCGGCACAUCUUAGCCAGCCCUUUGUAGCGGCUGCCCCGAACGCUCAAUAUGGACAAGCGACCCACUUCUUCGGAACAACACCAUUCAGAUUAGCUAAUUUGCAAGCCAUUUCAAAUCAUCAAGCAAACCCAUUCGGUGCCCAACAACCGUUAGUAUACGCCCAGAAUGUAAGGACUCUAGUUGCGGCACCAGCGUCGAAACCUCAGGCUAAUGGACAACCCGUCGCUCAGCAGCAAUCUACAAGCAACAACAAUGUAUACGCUAACAUUCUCAAGGCCGGUCAAUAUAAUCAAUUUUGGAAGGAACCGAAUCCCCAAAUAAUACAAGGGGAUCCUAAAAUUUCAGCUAGUGACCAUCAAGAAAAUCAACAAAGUUUACCUCUGGUACAUGCACCUAAACAAACUACGAUUACUUCUUUUACUAAUGGCAAGAAAACGGUCGUAAAUUUGAUCACUAAACCACCAGUGCCUCUUCUUGAUUUGACAUUGCUAGAACCGUUGACUUUUGACAAUCCAUUAGUGCCACAAGUGCAACACUUUUUGCCAAAAAUACAUUCAGUUACUUAUAAAAAAUUGCCAGAAUUAAAUCAGAAAAAAGUUGUUACUAUAAAAAGGAAGACGACAAAAAAGAUCAAGAAACAAAAAAAACCCAAGAUCGCUCAAGACGAGAUCGAAGUUAACCAUACUCCCACUAUAAGUGAUGUCAAACCUGAAAUUUCCUAUGAGAUUAAUUCUCCAAAUUACAAAGAGACGUACACAGAGAAAAAACUGACUUACAAUAAGGAAACCCAGUCGAAACCAGUUCAUGUAAGCUAUGAGAAGAAAACUGAGAUGAAGCCGGUGACUUAUUCUUAUGGGAAACACACACAAAAGGAGCCAGUGCAUUAUAACUACGUGCAUAACUCAAACGAGCCUGCUAAACUUAAACAAGCGUAUCUUGAGGAUAAUAAAGAGAAAACGAAACACCUUAUUUACCACUUUUCGCCUGAGGAGCAAAGUGAUGUACAGAACGAGGAAAAUAAUUCUGAGUCCCCUAUAGAGUCCGUAGAAAUUUAUGAAGAUGACCCAAAUGAAAGUGACUCUGAAGAAGGACGUUUGCAACAACAACAACACGAACAUCAGCAAGUACAUCAGCACCAACAACAUCAGCAACAACAGCAGCAUCAACAACAUCAACACCAACAACAUCACGAACCUCAACACCAGCAACACCACGAACCCCAACACCAACAACAUCACGAACCUCAACACCAACAAUAUCAUGAAAACCAAGCACAAAACCAUCACCAUCAACACCAUCAACCACAACAACAACACAAACAACACCACCUAGAUUACAAUAAAAAUCACGGUUCACAUCAUGGUCCACAGCACGAGAAACCACAGCAUCAACAAUACCACCCAGAAUACAAACAACAACACGACGAACGCCAACACCAUGAACCACUACAACGCCAACACCACGAACCACAACAACGCGAACAUCACGAACCACAGCAGAACCAAUAUCAACAACAUAAGAAACAUGAUCAAAAACAAAAAAUACAUGAUAAUGCAAAGCACGAGUUAGCAGAAGAGGCUUACAAUCAACCCGACCAAAACUAUAGAGAAGAACCUGAACCUGAACAUAGAGAAGUAGCUUACUAUGAGAAUUCAAAGGAAAAUGUUGAACCUGAGCACAGACAGGAUGCAUACUACGAAAAUCCCAAAAAUGCUUAUGUAGAGGCACAGGAAGAAUCUCCAGAACCCAUUAUACAUAAGUCGUCACCUCAACAGGAAGAAAAGCAGUAUGAAGCUAUAGUUCCCGAGUAUGAAGAAGAUAUAACAAUACUACCAACGCAUAAACCUCAUGCUCCCAUACGAGGCUCAAACAAUAAACAUAGGUCACACCCAGAACCUCAGAGUGAAGAAGUGCGUUAUGAUUAUCCUAAAUCGUAUUAUUCUUCUCCCGUGUCUCAAGAAAAAUCUAAUCGUAUAAUAAUUAAGGACGAUCACCCGAAACCCCCUCAAGAAAUAUACAAACCUAACGACGAGCUCAUAGAAGCGAUGGUGAAGAAGCAGGAAGAAAGUGAGGAUGAUUUCGAGCAGGCAUAUAAAGAUGCAGCUUAUGGGUUCCCUGCAUAUGAGUCGUCCGUUAGAAACACUGACAAAGAGAAAGAGAUUUACAACCCAGCGAACUAUGGUGUUGCCCGAUUCCAUAAUGAUUUUGACGGAGAAAAAAGUCAAUUACGACAAUACGAGGCCGAAGGCGACGAAUAUCCAACACAAAUGCGCUCAAACUACAAAGACACCAGAGACAAAACAAAUGAAAAUUACUAUACAGACUAUGCAGAUAGCGGACCCCAGAGCCUAAUCGAUAGAAAGAAGCAAAAGGAACAAUAUUACGACAGUUAUAACGAGCACAAACCGCAGAAAUAUUAUGCCAAAGACGAUUCAGAUAACCAGCAAAGCGCGAAAUUCACUGUAGGCUCUUCUUUUAGCUAUCCUGGAGCUCCACAAAAACAGUAUGCGAAAUUUACAAGCAGGAUUACUCCCUUAGACGAGUAUAACUAUGGCAAGGAAAAACCAAGCGAUAGUUCCGCUUUUGGAACAGGGACUUACUCUAAAACACAAUUUUUGGAGCCGCAUUAUCAAUACGGGUUCGAGCCCAUAAGGGUGUCUCGGUUAUUGGAUCGUGAAUUAGCCGCUAUGGCAAGCGACCAUAGUCCCGAAACCAUUAAAAAAAUGUACAAAGAAAACUAUUUUAUAGAAAAAUCUAGUACUUCAAAAGGCGAAAAAUUAACAAGCUGA
Messenger RNA from Pararge aegeria (speckled wood butterfly), 3165 nucleotides. Its product is annotated as protein split ends-like. Lineage: Eukaryota; Metazoa; Arthropoda; Insecta; Lepidoptera; Nymphalidae. Bases 10 to 3165 code for a protein of 1051 amino acids. The record is from RefSeq and is a predicted model, not a curated record. The transcript has 2 exons.